AUGUAUUCAACAAUAACAGACAACACUGCAGCUUUGGCGUCGGAUCUCUGCAUCAACAGCCUUUUCACUGUUGUUGCAGCGCAAUAUGGCAACAAUGUUGCCAUUAACUUCGAAAAUGUGGAUAGACUGACCUAUAGACAGGUAAGUAAAUAUGUUGACCUCCUCGCUGACGAACUCAACUAUCAUAUUUCGCAUGGACAACUCGUCGCCGUCCUUCUUCCGCGAUCACCGGCCCAAGUGAUUGCCAUCCUAGCCAUUCUCAAACUGGGCGCUAUUUAUGUUCCAAUCAAUCCAGAGCUACCCAAAGCCCGGAUUGGGAGCUUGAUAUCUUCGGUGCCGAUUGAAAUUGCCAUUUGCCUUGCGGAAACUGAACAUCAAUUGCCGCACAAAGUACUGCCAUUGACGCUCAGCGGCAAAUAUGGACAUGAAUCCAGGCUGAAGUUCCCCAGCAGCCACCGGGACACAAAGAAUUGGCUACGAAUUACAACAGACGACCUUGCAACAAUUCUGUUUACUUCGGGUAGCACAGGGCAGCCCAAGGCCGUCAAGCUAACACACAAGAAUUUGAUUCCACAAGCUAAAUUCUUGGCGAGAGAGUUGGGUCUUGAUAGUUCAAGAUCAGUAUUCCAGUUCUCAUCUUGUUCUUUUGACGUUCAUCUCCUUGACAUUCUGUCGGCUCUCCUCUCAGGAGCACAGCUCCAUCAAGCGUCUCAGAGCGCUAUUUUAUCAGAUCUUGAAGGACAAAUUAUGAGCUUCAACUCAGACACUAUUCAAUUAACCCCGACUGUGAUCUCGACACUGCAGCCACAUAACGUUCCAUCCAUCAGAUGCAUGGUGACUUGUGGAGAGGCGUGUACGGAAGAGAUUGUCAACACCUGGGGCAACCGAAUAGUAUUAUUAAAUAUAUACGGCCCUUGUGAAGCUCCUACGACGAGCAUUAAAAGGCUACGACCGGGAACCUCGCCCAGUUGUGUUGGAAAACCUCCGUCAUAUGCAAACAUUGCCGUGGUCAACGAGAGAGGGCAAUCUCUUCCCUCAGGCCAUGUUGGCGAAGUUCUAGCUUAUGGGGAAACCGUUUCUCAAGGAUACUUCAAUGGCGAGGCUCAGGAGAAAUUUACGCGCACAGUACAGUUUACUACGGGCGCAGCACCAUCAAGUGGAUGGUAUGCAACUGGGGAUUUCGGGCUUAUCGAUGAAGCUGGGGAGCUGCACCUGCGCGGAAGAGCCGAUGAUCAAAUCAAAAUUAGUGGACAGCGUAUCGAACUUGGAGACAUUCACCAGGUCAUCUAUGGAAUCCCCGGCUGCGGACGUUGUGUGGUACUUGCUCAUACUGUUAACCACCGUGCUGGUCUCUAUGCAGUAGUGUCCACCGAUCCUGGAUUUGGCCAGCCAGGAAACAAAAUUGUGAUAGCAGAUGGAUAUGGCAAUCUUAGAAAGGAGAUCUUUGCUUCUUGCAGAGCCAACUUACCUGCUUAUAUGGUCCCACAAGUCAUAAUUGUCAAGUCGCUCCCUCGAAAUGUCAACGGCAAGGUCGACGUUAGCCAAAUUCGGACCUUCUUGAGCUCUCGUCAUACUUUGGAUGAAAUGAGGCUUGACAAGUCGGAGCAACUGUCAGAAUAUGGCCACCAAGUCGCCAGUAUCAUCCGGAAGCGACUGCAACAGCUUGUUCCUUCAAAGGACGACCUCCUAGAAUGGGGAUUUAAUUCUAUGGACGCUGUCUGGGUUAUCAAAGAGUUGCAUGAAAAGACUGGCCACCGAGUUUCGAUCACCGAGCUGCUAAGCCACCCCACGAUUGAGUCGAUUGCAAACCAGAUAGAAUCAGUUUCUGUGGUCCGCACCUCUCAUGCCAGUGAGCCUACGCCUAUGCCAAGGGAUUGGUAUGUUGCUUCACCAGGACAACAUAGUCUAUUCCGAGCCACAAAGGUUUUCGGGAACAAGGUGUACACCUGCAAAAUUGCCUAUGAGAUUGCGGGAAGCUUAGAUCCGAGUCGAUUUUUGGAUUGCCUUACGGAAAAAUAUGCCCAGCAUGCGAUAUUCAACACGUCUUUUGUGGAAGACGAAACAGGCUUUAAAGAAGGAAAUAUCGUUGCUCGAGUGAAGCCAGAUACUUACAACAGACCUCGUGUGUCACUGUUUCCCUUCGAACAGUCGCGUCGUGCUCACUUUUCCGCUACAUCGACUGGUGUUUCUUUGCUGGAGGCUGUAUAUGACUGGGAAAUGAGCCAAGAAACAGACUUGGACAUUGAAGAAGGACCUGUUGCAAGUGCUGCUCUUUAUCAGACUGAUAAAGACGCCAAUCAAUGGCUUGUAAUACUAACGUUUCACCAUAUGGUGAUUGACGAGUAUUCGAGCAAUACUUUCUGGUCUGAACUCAUAGAUCUGUAUCAAGCAAAAAACCCGACAGCCAUGAUAACUCCGACCAAACGAAUAGACUAUAGCCAGUACGCCACCAUCUACCGAGCCAUACUCGAGUCGCGUGGGACUUCCGAUGGCGACUGGUGGCGCGAUGUGUUUCGAGGCUACCGGCCGCAGCCGCUGUUUCAAGAUGCCAUCGGAAAUCACAGCGAACGUUUAUCCGGAUACGAUGUCGCAGCAGACAUUUACUGGAAAACAUUACCUCAAAGGGAGGCCACUAGACUGACAGCGCGAAGGGGGAACGCCGCUAAUACUUUUGGUGCCUGGCUGUCACUUGCGCAGCUAUUUCUAUCUCGGGUGACGGGAAAAACGGAAUACUUGCUCGGUGUCCCAACAUCAGCUCGGGCCGUUGACCCUCGUUUCGUUAGUGUUAUGGGAUAUUGUAUGACACUUGCGGUUCUCCCUGUCUCUCUCGAUUUGGACCAAGACAGUCUGGCAUUCGAGGCAGCCACGCUUGAAAAGUAUCGCCAAUGCGUCGCCCACGAUCAGCGAGUUGAAGACAUCUUGAGUUGGCUUGCAGAGGAGAAUCAGACCGAAAAUACUGCCAACGUAGACGCACUGUUCGUUUAUCACGACCCGUUGGAUUCGUCUCUUGACCUGGGAAAUUCAGGGCUUCGCUACAAGAAACUUGCCGAUGCAACCGGUGGGAGCCACUAUCAUCUUAUCCUGCAUUUGGACAACUCAGGGCCCUCUAUUAGGGUCGGAUUUGAAUACCGAACAGAAUCAUUCAGCACAAAGUUCAUUGAAGCUUUGGCACAGGCCUUUACAGAGUUGGCGGUUGAGUUGUCAUGCAGCGAUGAGCAGCGCUCAGUCGGGGAAAUUGUCUCAACAGCGCCGUCUCAGGCUCUUCAAUUUGCAGUGGAAGCUUCGACAAGACAAGCUGGGCCCAGCUCUCAAAGCCUACAAUACCCAGCUAGCGGAUCUGUUCCAUCUUACAGAGAGAGACUGAACGAUGAAUUAAUGCAAUCCCUCGUCAUCGCCUGGACGGAGAUUUUACCUAUCGAUGAGACGCAAGUUGACAUUCAUAGGUCAUUCUUCAAGACGGGCGGCGAUAGCGUAUCGGCUAUUCGUUUCUGUGCCCGAGCGCGAAAAUUAGGCAUUCGAGGCUGUACUGUGGCGAAGAUGCGAUCCAAUCCCAGCCUCUCACAACUUCACGAUGUCCUUGCUUAUGACAACUCUUCUCUGCUGUCAAACAUGCCAUCAUCUGAUGACGAACCGACGGAUGAAGCUUCCGGUCUCACGCCGCCCUCUUCGAUGCCCUCUACGCCAACAAGUUCAGGAUCCUCAUUUGUGAAAUUACCUGGAGCUACCGAUUUCACCACUCUCAGUAUAUCCGGACACUCUAUUGCGGCAGCAGGUAUCAACGAGAGCGAGGUGGACGUUGUAUAUCCGCCUACUGCCAUGCAGUCAUCCAUGGUUCAGCAGUCUUUACUAGACUCCAAUUCAGGCGUAUAUCAUAGUCAACUUAUCCUCCACCUCGAAGGACCAGUACAAGAGAUGAAAUUGAGAAAAGCAUGGAGUGCAGUAUGCAAUGCAAAUCCUUCACUCCGCACCAUUUUUGUGCCCUUGGAACGUGGUCAUGUACCCGGAGUGGCAUAUUUGGCGGUGGAGCUGAAGCAAAACGCACGCAUUCCUUUGUUCGAAAGCCGUCAGCUUCCCCUCCCGUCAUCGGAAAUGUUUGAAGACCUCUUGGAUCAUGACAGAAAAGUAGGAAUCGGAGCCAUUACGAAUAUCCACAAAAUGACCCUAGUUGAGAGAGGUCCUUGCGAAUAUACCCUUAUCUUUACAUGUCACCACGCUGUUUUCGAUGGUUGGAGCACAACUACUCUGUUGAAGCAGCUUGGCGAGGCCUAUUCGGGAACUUUGCCGCUGAAAACCAGCAGAUCGAAUGCUGAAUACUUCACGCAGCAAUUGACGCGUGAUAGGGGUGCGUCGGAGGACCUAUGGAGACAAUACCUGGCAGGGGUUCAGUUGCCACAGCUUCCACAGCGAGAACACGUUAUGGAAAGGCCGUCACACAAAAGGAUAGAAGCGGCUCUUCAAACUGCUAUUUUAAGCAGUGAGUUUCAAGCACGCGCUGAAGCUUUUGGUGUGACCCCUUUUACUAUCGUACAAUUGGCCUUUGCGCUUGCUCUUGAACGCUCUUGGAUUGAUCACAGGCGGUCUACUCGUGUCGGAUUCUGGACGGUCACCAGCGGAAGAUCACAAAAGGUAGACGAUAUCAACGCGAUUGGAAACUUCUUGAACACAAUUCCAUGCGUUGUGGCUCUUUCCUCGACUACCAGCGUCCAUAAAAGCCUCCAAGCUACGUAUAGAAUGUUCACCAAAAUGUCAGAGCACGAUUGUGUUUCUACAACAGAUAUUUUGCGCUGUUUCGAGAAGCCCGAAUGCGACAUCGACGCUCUCCUGGUGUUUGAGAAUCACCCAGAUGCUAGCGAGCCACAACUCCACUUCGGCAGCAACAUUCGGCUUAAUUCAGUGGAUGGACGAGAAGUAUCGAGUCUUCCAUUUGUUGUUGUUGUCGAGCCUGGACAGACUGAAGUCAAGAUUAUUGCCAAGUUUGAUGAAGCACGACAUCACUCUGGCUCAGUUAGACGAGUUCUUGAUCGUUUCUCCACCAUAUUGAGCAACAUUGUUUCACACCCAACUCUCGAUGAAUGCAGUCUGUCUAGUAUAAGCUGCGACUAUCACCAUUCAGAGAAGCAGUUGGUCUUACAACAAGGAGUGAAUCUGAGCCAGCAGUCUGGACUGCAAGAGACCCUGGUGUCACUUUUUCGCCAGUGUGUUGCUAAACAUGGGCAACGUAAAGCUUUAGCAACUCACUCGUCAUGGUUGACGUUUGCCGAGUUGGAUGAUCUUACCGACCGACUGGCUAUCUACCUCUCACGUCAAGACAAUAGCAAUUCCAAAAUUGUUCCGAUUGUUCUUGAGAAGAGUCCAUGGAUGGUCAUUGCCAUGCUUGCAGUCUUGAAGAGUGGGCGUGCCUACUGCCCACUUGAGUUCGACGCACCAAGCCACAGGAUAUCUUUCGCAAUUAAGAGGCUCGGCGCAGGCCUAAUAAUCACAAACGAGAACGGUUUCCCAAAGUUGGCGAGCCUAUCCGCCUGGGGUCAUCCACAAAUCCUCGUGAUUGACAACAUCCAGACUCUGCUGGCUAACGCUGAGACUCGCACUUCUAGAGAUGCGGUAUCCUUGCUGCCUACAUUACAUCCUGAUAUGGCAUGUUACGUUAUGUUCACAUCUGGAAGCACUAGUAGCCCAAAGGCAUGUACACUCACACACGGUGCUGUCGCCAGCGCAGUUCAAGCGGUUCAGCCACUGUAUAACUUUGAACCAUCGUCUCGGAUCCUGUUAUUUGCAAACUAUGUCUUUGACGCUAGCGCGAUCGAUAUCUGGGGCUCUCUCUCUUCCGGUUCUUGUCUCUUUCUUCUCCACGACGAUGAACUGAAAUCGGACCUCAUUGGGCACAUAGACCGUCUCCAGAUUAAUUGGAUUCAUCUCACCCCAACAGUCCUCCGAACUAUAUCACCGGAUCAAGUCCCCAGCCUCAAGACUAUCAUCCUUGGAGGAGAAAUGAUGGUUCCAGAUCUUCUUAAUAUCUGGGCGAAGCAAGUUGAGAUCGUUGCUGCAUACGGUCCAACAGAAGCGGCAAUCCAAGUCCUCACUUUCCGCCCGAGUCGUUAUCCUAUCGACGAAGUUACCUAUACAGCUCUUCCAGGAAACUUGGUGGUGGUUGUCAACGAACGCCGCGAAAUCUGCCAUAUCAAUGAACCUGGUGAGAUUGUGAUUGCUGGGAAACAGCUUUUCGUCGGGUAUGAAGGCAAUAGCCUUGCCACCCAGGCGGCUCUUACGACGAUCCAUGGAUUUGGCGAGUUCAAAUUCUACAAAACAGGAGAUCGCGCCUAUUAUUCUCACAUAGGAGAAGAUGGGAAGCCACAUAUACGCAUCCUUGGCCGCGUAGACCAUCAAAUGAAGGUUUCGGGCAUGAGAAUAGCGCCCGAAGAAAUUGAGCAAGUUCUGAACGCAGACCCGGAUGUUGUAUGCUCUGCUGUUGUCGCGAGCUAUGGAAGAUCUUUAGACGCGCUGGUCGUUGGCCGGGACAAUAAUCUCAAUGUGAACCGGCUCAUGACUUUGUGUCGGGAGAGGCUCCCCGAACGGUUACGCCCAGUUAUCCACCAAGUGAAAGAGAUUCCUCUAUUAGCAAGCCGCAAAGUUGAUCGAAAAAGACUGUCAACACUUCUCGAUAAUGUUAUUGCCUCGAAACCUGGCGGCCGUUCCUCAAGCCUUGUGUCUCAAAAUGAUUCAGCAAAAAUAUCCGCAGUUACUGCGAUUAUUGAGAAUGUUCUUGGGACAAAGGUGCUCGAUGUAAACGCGCCACUGGCAAAUUUGGGCUUGGAUUCACUCGGUUUUAUGCGACUUAAGCAUUCACUAUGUACCAAGUUUCAUCUUCCUGAUUUAACGUAUCGUCAGCUACGCAACAUCGCCACGGCAGCCGGAAUCGCUGAUCUAGUUGGCAUGGAUCAAUCGUCGGCCGUCUCAUCUGACUACGACGUUGUUAGCAUAGCUGCCGAUAAGGAGAACGUGUCGCCAACCCGGGUCUUGGAUGAAAAGUCCACGAAAACGCUCAUUAGGCGUACUGGUAGAUUUUUGGCCCUUCCGAGUCAAUUGGCUAUGUGGGUAGCUCAGGAGCGCUUACAAGAUACGACGUACAAUGUUCAGCGGGUAUGGCGCUUCGAAGAUGUCACUGCAGACUCACUGUUAUCUGGACUCCUAGAUGUUGUGCACCGCCUUGAGAUGUUCAGGACGACAUUCGAGUUUGAUCUCUCUGCAGGGAAGCUGUACCAGGUCGUUCAUGAUGAGUCUCUCGUUGCGGUACAAAUUUCUCGGAUUUCGCAUGUCGACAUAGACGACUUACGAGCAAGUUUUAUACCACACAACUGUGCAACGAUUGACCUCAGAAAUGGUCCUCUGGCCAUAUUCCAUCUCAUCGCUGAUGGGAAGACUGUAGUCCUUCACUCAACCAUACACCACAUCAUUGUGGAUGAGUUUACUAGCAUCCAGCUAUUUAAUCUCAUCCGAUGCGCCAGUAGAGGCAGUUCCGACUUGUGCGCCUUUGAAGGCACUUCUUCCAUCGCUCUCCAUGCUGCUCAAACAGCAAACCGACACGACGAAAACCACCUUAACGAAUGGAAACAGCGGAUGUCUGGAGCAAUAGGAAUUGAUACGGAAUCUCACUAUGAGGACUCUUACAAUCAACUAAAGUAUGCUCUGUCAUUGCCGACGGUGGAAGGAGGGAAAGACAAUGUGUCAUUUGUACACCUUCUCAGCUGCUUUCACGCGAUUCUUCACCGCUAUACGCAAUCCGAUGAUGUUACCACCAUAAUUCCCAUUUCAAGUCGUGGGAUGCUACCACCCCAUCUCUGUCGGAACGUAUUGGGCAAUCUCACUCAUACAGCGUUCCUACGCAGUCGGCUAGGUAGUGAAGAUUCACUUGAAGACUUCACAAAGCAGAUCCGCGAAGGAGUGGAUUUUGCCUUGGAGUCAGACAUGGCCAUCAACAAGGUGGCUUCUGCUUGUGGCCUGGACACAGCAAAUUUCAUGAUUCAAUUUAUCAUGCACGAUGCUCAGUCAUAUGAUGAUAUGUCAUCCGAUAUGACUGAUAUGACUUUGGACCUCAUCACCUCAGAAAAACCAAUGUUUGACCUUAUGUGGCAUGUUUUCGCUCACAAAGAUUGUUUGGAUGUCUUGGUUGAAUUCAAUGAGCAGAAGUAUGCCAAAGACGAUAUUAAAAUUCUGGUACAGGCGUGGGAGAAAGUCAUCGACAAGAGCAAUUGCCAGGGUGGUCAAUCCAUAUCUUCGAUAUUAUUUACCAUAAUUCCCGAGGACUCACUUUUCAAGAAAACUGAUUCCAACACAAAGUUGACAAAGCAAGCAUGCGAGCUUCAAGUCCCACCUCCUUCGGAUCUUACAUCAAGCCAGGAACAUAGAGCCACUUCAACGCCCAUCGACAUCUCUGUUGACACUCUCGUCCAAAAGGAUGUCCCACAGUCCAAGUAUGAUGAAGCCAGAGCGAGAUUUGAGUCUUUAAUAAGAGAGUCCUUAUGCAAAUCUUUGGGCAUCGCGUCGAUUGACGGCCAAAGCAGCUUGCGUGAACUUGGCCUAGAUUCUUUUUCAUGUAUGGCAUUCAUGGCUGAUAUGAUUAGGCACGAGCCAGAUAUCAGUGUCAGCAUGCGCGACGUUAUGAGCUGCCCUACGAUGGAAUCACUUGUGGAACAUUUCGCUGAUAGAGCUUUGUCAGAGACUAGCGACAACAAGUCUGACGACGGAAGCUAUGUGGCAUUGGGAAAAGACAUGCUCCAACGUCCACAACACGGUUUGGCAAGCUCAAUGCAAAAAAGAUUCUAUCUACUCCAAGAACAGCUCGGAGACUCAACUUACAGUCUGCCAAGUGCAUAUCGUGUUCAUGGUGUCCAUUCAUCUCGCGUUAUUGCGGCUCUCCAAGAUAUUGUGACUGAGCACGACAUUUUCAGAACACACUUUGAUUUCACAGAUGAAAGUGAACUACUGCAAAUUGUUGAUGAAUCAGAGCGCUUGGAAUAUACUAUCCAUGAUCUUAGUAACCAUAGCGAUGUGACAGCCGCUGAAGAGGUUACCAGGAUUAGCCACGAAGAAUGCAUGCGCGAGUUCAAUCUUGCCGAAGGUCAUCUUGUGCGAUGCACUGCUAUUAUUCUCCCCAACGGCGAACAGUAUAUAAUCAUCAAUUUUCACCAUUGCGUCGCCGAUGAACGAACCAUCACCGGCGUUUGGGAAGAGCUGUGUUCUGCUGUGACAGACAAGUCUUGUUCCAAGGAGACGGCCAACUUCGACGCUGGCUCGUACAUUGACUUUUCCACUCGACACCACGAGAUGCUCAAAUCUAACAAGCUUGCAGAAGCUCAAACAUUCUUUCAGAAUUUGCUAGUUGGUCCUGAAAACUCGCAUGGGUUAUUUCUGAGACAAGGACCAGAGACAGAGAGCUAUCCCGAUGCUAUUACAAUCAACCGCGGCACAAUUUUCGACUACGAUCCAGUGCAGUGGGCUUACAAAUCGGGAUCGACUCCUUUUGCUGCUUAUCUGUUUACUUUCCAACUUCUUCUCAGUUUCAAGUCAGGCACCGAAGGGUCAUCAGUUUUGAUCCCCGCCACUUGCCGAGGACCUCGGGAGCAGAACUUGUACGGAUGCUUCAUUAACACGCUUCCAGUGAGAUUCACAAAACUGGCGGGCACAUACUCCAUGACCGAAACUCUGCGAGACUUUCAGGAUUGCCUCGCCAAGAUUCUUGAGUACUCCGAUAUCCCAUUCGAGAGACUUUUGGAGUCCAUAGGCUGGGGUGCCAAUGACUUCGAUACGAUCUUCACGUAUCAUAAUGUACCGGCUGGAGCACGAGAAAAGGCCAGAACUAUCGAACCUUGCAAGGGAAUUCUCCCAGAAGUACUACCUGGCAUCUCUGCAAAAUUCCCGUUGGCUUUCACCAUCACAAGAGAAAUGACAAAGGAUGGGAAGUCAAAGUUGGACAUGAGCGUUGAGUUCAAUCCAGAUCGCAUCUCAGAAGUCGAAGUCUUAGAGAUAUGCAAGGAAUACGAAUGCCUCUUGCUUGCCACGAAUGGAACGACUGGCGAGAGCGAAUCUCACAAAGAUACCAGCGUGACUCAGAGAGACUCUCGGUCUGAACUGCAGCCUGUCUCAAAGGUCCCUUCUUGGUUCCAUGGCAUGCCUAAUCCCAUAGUGGAAACAACCCCGUUUGCCGACGUCCAAAUCCUUGACCAAGCCAAAGCCCGGCCUUCCGCCACUGCCAUGAUUUUUGAGAACGAAAUCUCGAUAACAUACAAGGAGAUGGUAGAUAUGAUAUCAGGCUUGGCUAGCUACCUGUCGACACGUAUUGGCCCUCAGAAUAUGCUGAACCAAGCUAUCUGUAUUGUGGGCGAUGCGUCCAUUGAACGAAUAAUUACAAUCUUGGCGAUUAUGACGGCUGGUGGCGCUUACGUACCCAUCGAACUGAACAAUCCAAUCGACUGGAACCUCACCAUCAUAGCAGACUGUGAGCCAGCUGCUGUAGUCUUUAUCCCAGAAAAGGAACCCCUACGUGUUGAACAAGCUUCACAGCUUCGAGCUCAACUCAAGGCGAAGGGCAUACUCUGUGUUGAUAUCAAUACUCCGCUACCAAUGGCAUCGGAACCAUUCAAAUUGACCACAAAACGGCUACCAGAACAUUUAGCCUACGUCCUGUACACAAGCGGCUCUACAGGAAAACCGAAGGGAGUAGCCAUCCAAAAUCAUGCGCUUCGGAAUGCUACAGUCUCAUUACGCCCGUUAUACCGUCUGGCUCCGAACAAGCGGCUCCUACAGCUAGCACCUUGGACUUUUGAUGUUUCAGUCAUUGAUAUUUUUGGCACCUUGACUGUUGGAGCGACUCUUUGUAUUGGUCGCAAGUCAUGGAUGCUGGACGAUCUCCAGGACACUAUGGCCAUGCUGAGAAUCACACACAUUGCCACUACCCCCACUAUUGCUGGCGCUCUUGACGCAAAUGCACUUCCAGACGUUGAGUGUCUAGAUAUUGGCGGAGAACCCAUGACAGAGCUGUGUCGAGAUGUCUGGGCUUCAAAGGCCACGCUUUUCAAUAUUUAUGGCCCUACAGAAGCCACCGUUGAUGUCCUUGGUCGACAGUGCUUCCCCGAUACGGAUAUAUCAAACAUUGGUCGGCCUUUGGAGAACGUUUUCGUCUAUGUUCUUGAUGAUAAGCUCAGGCAGGUCGGCAUCGGAGAGGUUGGUCAACUAGCUAUAGGAGGCCACCAGCUUGCGCGCGGUUAUCUGAAGCCACCGGCGGGUGCCGCGGCCUUUGUAGACACAAAGGAUUAUGGACGCAUUUACCUAACUGGAGAUUGUGCGCGUUUCGAACCGGACGGCAGCAUAGUUUGUCUUGGCCGUAUGGAUACUAUGGUUAAUUUGCGAGGCCUGCGAGUUGAGCUGGGAGCCAUUGAGAGUGCCGUGAACAAUGCGCUCGACCAGGGCAAAAGUGUUGUCAUCAUGAUUAAGCGGCCAUCGGGCGAUUGCCUUGUAGCCAUUUUUACGGAUGCAAGUCUACAAACGAAAGGCAGCUUGAAACCUCUUUCAUUGGCCGGUCUUCGCCCUCUCAUACAAAAGUUACAGGCCUCGGUCAAGGAUAAAUUGCCAGCAUAUUUUAUGCCCUCUUUAUGGGUUCCUCUCAACGAUAUCCCGAUGAAUAAUAAUGGCAAACUGGACAGGAAAAUGAUCAAGCGUCUUAUCGGAGAACUAUCAGAAGAAGCUCUCGAUGGUUACCUUCCCCAAUCGGCAACGAAUGAGAAGCUUGAUAAACUUGACGACCUAAGGAGAUUUGCUUCGAGUAGCACUGUAGCACAGGUCCCUACAGAACGGCCGCUUAUUACAACACCAGCACCAACAACCGAGACUAGGAUACAAGGCGCUUUUAAGGAAAUCCUCGGAGAUCGGCAGUUCCCCAUGGAUGCCAGUUUUUUCUCAAUGGGCGGUGACUCUAUAUCUGUUAUUAGGCUUCGAUCGGUCCUGACAAAGGCCGGAUUUACGCUUAAAGUAAAAGAUAUUUAUCAGAACCCUACCAUCACGGCGCUCGCAGAUUUUUUGGACCCAAGCAGGUCUACCAGGAAUAGUACAGACAACGGCAGUAUGUUGCAGAGCUUUGUACAGUCAUUACCAAAGACAGAGAGUCAGAUGGUCAGCAACCUUGUCCCUCCCACGCCAAUCAUUGAUUGGUUCUUUGCUUCCCAGAGAGCUAAUGAAAAUUGGUUCAAUCAAGGUCACAUCAUUAAGCUGAACAAGAAGCACACAUACGAGGACUUCCAGAGGGCUUGGUCUAAUAUCGUCGAAGCCCACCCGAUGUUACGUUUAGUGGUGUCGAAAAGUGCCACCCAUGAGCAUGGAAAAUGCAUCGGUAUACCCAAUGAGAGCACCAAUCAUACCUAUUUCCUGAGAAAGCGUCUAUCGUCUAUGGAGGAGCUUCCUGAAGAACUUUCGAAGCUACAAUCGUGCCUAAAUCUCUCCAGCGGGCGGAUUUGCGCCGUUGGCGGGUUUCAUAUAGGUGACGAACUCUACUGUGCGAUAUUUGCUCAUCAUUUGGCCGUGGACGUGGUAUCUUGGCAGGUCAUCUGGAGCGACUUAGAGGAUCUACUUCAGGGGGAUUCCAUUGAACCGGAGUUCUCAUCCUUCCCUGAGUGGGCUGAGUAUUUGUUGAAGAAGCGUCAAUUAGCUGGGCAGAUUCCAGCUCGAAUUCAUGCUCGCGAAUAUAGCUCCUUCCUUACCACGGAACAGAUGAAGCGCCUCUCAGAAAAUACAGAAGCAUCAGGCAGUUUUAUGAAUGUCAAAGUAGAUGUCUCUACUCUCGACCUGAGACGUGAAGAUACGGAGCCUGUUGACAUGAUGCUUGCCAGCCUGGUUCUAGCGCUUAGCACCUGGCAGAGACUGAGACCUCCGACGAAUCAGGUUGAGCUUCACUUUGAAUCACACGGUCGCGACUUGGAGCUGGAGGAUCUUGACCUAACCAGGACGGUUGGGUGGUUUACUCGCAUCAUUCCUAUUGCAUUCAAUGUACCAUUGCAGGGAUCUGUGAACGAUUUCACUACCAUGGUCCAGCAGACGCGAAAACAUGCAAUGUCCAGCGUCAAUCUUGCUUCAGCAAUUGAAACAGCUCCUGUAGAUGGAAUGGUUACAUUCAACUAUCUGGGGCAGAGAGCGCGAACGUCGUCCUACACCUCCUUUGAGAAUGUAGAGAUGGAUCUCGGCAUGUACCAAUCCCCCACAAAUCAACGGUUUUCCAUCUUGGACAUCGAAUGCAGUUUGACUCAUGAGGGUCAGCUGGACAUUGGUGUCUUUUACAGCACCGCUAUUCACACUGCCAAAGAGAUACGCCAGCUACUGGAUUCUUGGUCCUACUGCAUACGCAGCGUGGCUGAUGGAUCACAGAGUCUUAAGGCACCUAUUGAUCAUACCACCUACAGCAUUCCUGAGUGUAUGCAAGAUCAAAAAGACGCGAUUGAAGAAAGCAUUGUAGCAUGGAAGCUCAACACCCAGGACAUCGAAAAAAUGGCUCCUGCCACUGAUGGACAGGCGGCGAUGCUUCUAACCAGCCUUGGAUCUCGAUCAUACAUGCAUUCGUAUAACUAUGAGGCGACUGACACAAAUACUGACAUUCAACGAUUACAACAUGCUUGGGAUGUCGCCUUGGGGCGUCAUUCCAUCUUUCGUACAAUUUUCAUGCCGCUCUCCCCGCAGGCAACCUACAGUGAGAAAAGCCAUCAUAGCGAUAUACAGUUGGUGCAAGUCAUUCUCAAGGCAACCGAGCUGCCUACUCCUCUCGUACAAACAGGCAAAAAGUUGAAGCCAAUGCAACCAGGUUUCGCAAAGCAGCUAUGCAGACUUCACAUCCACAAAUCCCCAAGCACGCAAAAAGUUCGCAGUGUCUAUAAUGGCCAGGCACUGGCGCCCCAAAUUACUCAAUUCAGCGACAUCGUCGUAUCGAGGUAUGAGAAGGCACGCCAGGAUCCAAGAAGCAACGACUUCUGGCAAUCACAGAUGCGUGAUAUUGAGCCAAGCAUUCUGGUUAAUCCAUUGAGAGCGGAUCAGGUGCCAACGGAGAUGCAAAAGGCGAUCCACGACACUCUUAUCGACCGCCACCAGCAAUUCUGUUUCCCUGUAAGCCCCAAACACUUCAGAGAUGCUGCUCACUACAAUCAUACGACGAUUCCGAUUCUCUUCCACGCUGCCUGGGCCCUCACUCUUUCCACUUAUCUAUCUACUCGAGACGUUGUGCUUGGUAGUGUCGUCUCUGGUCGUCGUGGAGAAGACAUUGAGCGCAUACAAAACGUAGUAGGACCAUGCCUCAACACUGUCCCGCUGCGAGUGUGCGUUGACUGGAACCAAACCAUGUGCCAAUUUAUCGAACACGUUACAGAUAUCUUCUUGGACAUGGCCGAGCAUGAAGAUUUGCUUUCGUUAAAGCAGAUUCAAGGCCUCUCUGGAAAGAAAACUCUCUUCAACUCAACGCUGAUUACCAACACGCCACUCAAAUCAGAAAACAUCGUUCAGUCUGGAUUUCAUCUCACCCUCAAAGACAUGGAUGAGGUGACUGAUGUUCCUGUGCUCCUGAAUAUGUCUUGUGAGGAUAGUACUAUAGUAGUCGAUGCGCGUGUGCAUGGAGAAGACAUUGAUGAAGAACAACUCUGUCGUAUGAUGGGGACGCUGGGCAUUGUGCUCCAGCAUGUUGCAGAUGCCAGGCGCGAUACUACCCGACCGCUUCAAAGCAUGGACUUGCUCGAAACCAAUCAUCAUCGUGUGAUUGAUGACUUAGUUUCUGGUCCACGCUUUCCCAUCGAAUAUGACGGCCUCACCUGUUCGCAGCUACUUCAGAGCCGUGUGAGCAGAUAUCCAGAUCAAUCAGCUGUGGAAUUAUACCGAAAGAAGGGACAGAAACCGGUUGUCAUGACUUACAAAGCUUUGUCAACCAUCGUCGAGCUAGGUGCUAAGAGACUCCGAGCUGGAGCUAACCUAGAGCCAAAAUCGCGAGUGGCAAUCUUUAUGGAUAAAUCCACUGAACUCAUUUGCGCUAUACAUGCCAUACACCGAGCGGACUGUGCCUACGUGGCACUGGAUAUAGACAACCCACAGGCUCGUACUAAACUGCUACUUGAGCAGAUUAGCCCAUCUGCCAUUAUCUGCUCAAAGGACACUCUAAAGUUGCUCCCACAAACAUUCUUGGGGAAUGACAAAUGCCCCUUCAUAGUAGCUGAACAACUCUUCAGCCCUGUUACGCAAUCUUCAAACGACAGCUACUACCUGCCUCCAUCCACGGCUACUUCAGAUGAUGUUGCAGCCAUUCUUUUCACAAGUGGGACUACGGGGACCCCCAAGGCUGUGAUAAUGCCACACCGUCAAGUUGUUGGUUAUGGUAUAAUGAUGGCAGAAGCCAUUGGAUAUGGCAGUGACGAUCGAGUGUUCAAUUUUGCGCGUCUCGUCUUUGAUGUCUCGCAAAGUGACAUAUUCGGAGCCAUCUAUUCUGGUGCUACACUGGUACUCGCUCCUCAAACAGAGACAGUAUCUAGGCUUCCAGCGCUGUUAAGAGAAUCAGGUACCACAAGCCUGAACACAACGCCUUCUAUUGCUUCUCUCCUAUACCCAGAUAGCCUUCCUCACAUUCGAUCACUCUGCCUAGCAGGUGAGAUGGCUACAAAGGCUGUGUAUGAGAGAUGGACACCAUUUGUCAGAGUCAUCAACGCGUACGGUCCUACUGAGGCCGUUGUAAUCUCGUGGAAACACGCCACCGCUUCGAUUGACCCACGAUGCAUAGGACGCCCAAGUAUUGGAAUACAAAUACACAUCUUGGAUGACCACAUGCGCCGUGUUCCCAUGGGUAGUAUUGGGACAAUUUGGUGCUCUGGAAGACAACUGUCAGAUGGUUAUUACGGUCGACCGGAAGAAACAACAAAGGCCUUCCGAGAGAACCCAUAUGGGCCUGGUCUCAUAUAUAACACAGGAGAUCUAGGAGCAUACGACUCUAAUGGGGAGAUAGUGUACCAUGCGCGGAAAGAUCGCCAGAUCAAGGUUAAUGGUCGCCGUCUGGAGCUUUCAGAAAUUGAGAGAACUCUUACAACUCGAAACCACAGCGUAGUGGUACUUCUACUGGAUUCAAAUCUUGUUGCUUUCUGCUGCAAACUGGAAUCAUCGAAUGAUGGGCUCACGGGCCCAGAUGGUACAGCUGGAUGCGGGCUCAAUGACAACAUGGCUCAGACACUCGCAAGCAUGGAAGCCCAAGCCCACCAGAUGCUACCAAGUUUCAUGAUUCCAAAGUGUUUCGUCCCUGUUUCGGCAAUACCGUUGACGGGUAACAGCAAGGUAGAUCAGCUUAAGCUGCAUGAAGUCUACAAACAAUGGAAAACACAGCGCAGCGUUCCAGUUCAUGAUGCAACAGCUUUGACACUACGGCCUACCGUCCAGGCACCGGAAAAGUCAACAUAUGAGCAACAGGUGCCGCCUCAACAACACGGGCGAUCGCAAGACAUUGACUGGUCGCUGCGCGAGGAUGAUUGGAGCGACUACUUGCUUCCGUACUUCAACCCCAAGGCACCCUUAGGUACGCAGCCGCGGGGCCAAAUCUUCGCGUUCUUCGCUAUUACCGGCACGUCGAAGCAGCACAGCAUCUUGGCGCCCUAUUUGCCCUCAUUCAACCUCAUUGGAGUUGAGAAUAUCUUCUUUCACCAACCCGAUUAUUACAGUUCAUUGCAGGCUAUGGCAGUGGAGCACUCUGCGCUCAUACGGCGGCAACAGCCCACUGGGCCGUAUCUGCUGGCCGGCUUCUCAUUUGCAGGCCAGUUAGCGUAUGAAGUGGCCAAUGAGCUGCGCCACUUAGGGGAGGACGAUGUUCGUGUGGUCUUGAUCGACUCAGCCGCCAGAGAGCGUGCCCCGACGAGGCCUGGUGGUGUGACCGAUGCUGACUGCGAAAAGUUCUUCAAGGUGCCAACCACUCUCGAAGCUACAGCGGCUGGGCCCGAAGUCGUUGACUACCGUCAAGGCCUUCUUAACCAAAUCCGUCACAAUAUAACUCUGCACAACGAAUACGUGCCACGCCCCUUCGACGGCAACGCACUCAUUAUUCCGCGCUUACCAAACCAAGGCGAGGCCUGGGAUGAUGACGAAACCAAUGGUUACGCAGAAUUCGUACCGCAGGCUCGUUUACAGGUACGAACCGUAACAGCAGCUGACCAUUUUGCCGUCAUGGAGGAAGAGCAGUCUUUGCGCAAGAUUGGACACUUUAUUGAGGAGUUUAUGGCUGGUUUUUAAUAUAUAGAGAGCAUAUGUGCAGAAUACAGUGGCGUUGUCAGGUAGACUGGUGUGGAGCUAGUAAAACCUGAGGCUCAAGAGAG
Messenger RNA from Trichoderma harzianum CBS 226.95, 17360 nucleotides. RefSeq lists its product as hypothetical. Gene Ontology annotation, cellular component: cytoplasm. Lineage: Eukaryota; Fungi; Ascomycota; Sordariomycetes; Hypocreales; Hypocreaceae. The coding region runs from base 1 to 17277 and encodes 5758 amino acids. The transcript has 11 exons. Gene Ontology annotation, biological process: amino acid activation for nonribosomal peptide biosynthetic process; regulation of DNA-templated transcription; secondary metabolite biosynthetic process. The record is from RefSeq and is a predicted model, not a curated record. Gene Ontology annotation, molecular function: catalytic activity; DNA-binding transcription factor activity; sequence-specific DNA binding.